Molecule: messenger RNA, 1172 nt
Organism: Dermacentor albipictus
Lineage: Eukaryota; Metazoa; Arthropoda; Arachnida; Ixodida; Ixodidae
Source: RefSeq, a predicted model, not a curated record
UAUAGAUACUAAAGGACGGCGAUCAAGCUAGCAUUGGACACAAUGCCGCUCGUAGUAAUGUGUGGACUACCUUGCAGCGGAAAAUCAACGCGGGCGCGACAGCUACAGGAGCACUUGAAGCGAACGUGGCCAGUUGAACUUGUCUCCGAUGACGACGGCCUCCUGCGGAACGACGUCUACACAGGUGCUGUUGAUGCGGCCCGGGAGAAGCAGUUGCGGGACCAGCUUAAAUCAGACGUGGCACGGUUGCUCUCGCGGGACCGCCUGGUGAUACUGGAUGCCCCCAACUAUAUCAAAGGCUACCGGUAUGAGUUGUAUUGCCUGGUGCGAGGGGCACGGACAAACCACUGUGUGGUGCAAGUGCUGGCUACCCAGGAACAGUGCAAACAGUGGAACGGGGAGCGGCCUCAUGUGCAGCAGUACACACCAGAGGUGCUGACUGCCCUGGCUGAGCGGCUUGAGUCACCUGAUGCAAACAACCGCUGGGAUAGGCCACUCGUACAGCUGUCCUUGGACACAGAUGAUGCAGAGGCUGCCAAGGAAGUUGAGAAUGCACUGUCUGGUCACCAGCCACUGCCACCUCACCGUUCUACACAGAAUGCUCCCCUGGUUGCAGACUUGCACGAGCGUGACCAGCUGACACGCAACUUAGUUCAGACAAUGCUGCAGUCUUCUGACCCAAUGCUGCCACCUGCUGGCCAACUGCACAGACUGCGACGUCAGUUCUUGGCUUGGAGUGGAACACGCCCUCUGUCCGAACUGCCACAGCUGUUCGACCUGUAUGUGCGGAGUGGUGGCAACCAGUGCUAGGCGUCUGCUAACUCCAGUAGUGUGCUACUGUAAGCAAGGUCCCAGUAGUGCUCCACACCGUGCUUGCGGAAGUGCUCCCUGGCCAGCGACUCUGUUGGGCACACCUUGAACUUGAGCUCGCCAAAGCUCCGUGACUUGACUGUGCCCUGCAGCAACAGCACAACAUGCCAGGUCCCUUCUCAUGUCAUCAGCCGCAGGUGCGUCCUUGGGUGUCUUGAAUCUGUCAUUCCAGGCUGCCCGAGGUGUUGCUUUCAACCAAUUAAUGUUGGUACAGUAAACAUCCCGGGCAGCCGGGAACAGCAAGCUGACGGGACCACUAGGCAAAAUAAAGCAAACACCAAGCAUGUGCAACUGCAACCAAA